Nematostella vectensis (starlet sea anemone) is the source of this 2234-nucleotide messenger RNA. RefSeq names its product serine/threonine-protein kinase mos. The transcript has a single exon. Lineage: Eukaryota; Metazoa; Cnidaria; Anthozoa; Actiniaria; Edwardsiidae. Gene Ontology annotation, biological process: protein phosphorylation. The record is from RefSeq and is a predicted model, not a curated record. The coding region runs from base 967 to 1950 and encodes 327 amino acids. Gene Ontology annotation, molecular function: protein kinase activity; ATP binding.
GAUCCGGGUGAUUAUUACAUGACAACGGUUUAAUCAAAACGACCAAUCAGAGAUCUAAGGAACGGACAACCAAAUAGAGUUGCCACGAGAACAGUAAAGUAUAAGAAAAGCGAGAAUGGAAAACCCAACGGGUGGAAAAUGUCAGUAAACACACAAAACCGCGCUUUGAACGAGCUAUCUCAAAUAUAGCGACGAGAGUGGCGCAAGCUAAGUGCGGGGUGGUGUGAAAAAGCAGUUUUUUUUUUGCAUCCGUGCGUUACGUGUGAAUCGUGAUGAGUGUUUCGAGGGGCUGUAUUUUCGCCGGGAUAUAAUCUCGUGCAACCCCCCCCGAUUGCGAUAUCUGCCUUAUAUUAUGUAAAUUUCCUUUUCAUGGCCUCGGCUAUUGUUAGCCAUGUGCAAGUAGAAUAAAUGAAGCAUGCAGUCAAAGCGCGUGGCGACUGCUAUGUCAGAAAUUUCACGGAGCAGUCGAAACUCUCGAUGAAUGCAGCUUUCGCUAAGCUUACAUUUUAUAACCCAAAAGUAUAACGAUUCAGUUGCGAGCAAAAUUUGGAAAUAUUCCACUUGGCAAGCCAGCACCAGCCGGCGAGGAUAACGCAAUGAAUGGAAACUACUUUGAGCUUAGCGCGAUGUGAUUGGUUACGCUCCACUGCUCCUAGCGAUCUGAUUGGCUGUGCAGGUCAUUAAUUCGGGAUUUACCCCAUAGUACUAACACCUGAGCCGAAGUUUGCGCGUGGCUUGUUCGCAGUAUCUUAGAUUAGCAUUUGUUCCACACUCGUGCACGAACACGGUCACAUCUCGACGAAAACUCCAACAGUCACUCAGCUCAAAUUGAUCUUAAUCACUAGUCGUGGGACAUCAGUAGAAUAGCGUCCGUCUACGCAUUUGUGCGUCCUGCAGAAGUCGUAGUGCCUACACCAGUUGCAUCUUGCGCUCAGCAUUUCGCUUUCAAGACUGGUCUCUCUUACCAUGGUUCUGCAGGAUCGAGGAAGGCUGUUUUGCGAGUCAGCCGAAGUAUGUUCCUGCCAGAGACGUGAUAAACUAUACUGUGCAUUGACUUCCGGCGACUUCGCGUUUUCUGAUCUGAAAGUCGGCAAGCUCCUCGGUAGCGGGGGGUUUGGUUCGGUGUACGAGGCGAGCUAUCGUGGUGAACGAAUGGCCUUGAAAAGGCUACACAAAGAAACGAAAAACGAGCGUGCAGCAAGAGAAAGCUUUGAGGCCGAGACUUCUGCACUGAACUUUGCACAUCCAAAUAUCGUGCGUACAUUCACACUGUUUACCAUUCAAGACACGAACUGCGUUCUUAUGGAGUACGCAGGCGAUCGCAAUUUACUGAACGUUAUCUAUGACCCUUCAGAGGCGCUUACAAACGAGCGCAGGACAAAAUUUGCGGUGGAUAUCGCAAGAGGUCUGGACUAUGCACACGCUAAAGGAAUUGCACAUUUGGACUUGAAACCGGGCAAUGUCUUAGUAGGAGCUAACGAUCAUUGCAAACUCGCAGACUUUGGCUGCUGUCAGGCUAUUGAGGAGAAUCACAAGCCAGCGAGUCCGACUAAGUCCAACCUGACCGGGACGUACGCUUACAGGGCACCUGAGCUAUUACGAGGGGAGACACCUAGUACGAAGGCGGACAUCUAUUCGUAUGGCAUUUGUCUGUGGCAGAUGCUUACCCGAGAAAGACCUUACGGCAACGAAAAUCAACAUGUUGUUAUCUUCGGCGUUGUAGCAUAUCAACUUAGACCGAGGAUAGCACGAGAUAUGAGCGAUGAUGAUGGACAGUAUGUUUGUCUUGUUCAGCAAUGCUGGGAGGCUGACCAUAGACUAAGACCAGCGACUGGAGAUAUCUUGAUACGUCUCUACCAGUCUCAAGGAUUUCAAGUUGAAUGCAAAGACUUGUCCAGCUCAUCACGGCGGUGUCGUGCGCGCAAAAGCCUUAAUUUAUGCUGCUCUUGACCAAAGAGCUUCCUUUUUAUUUUCUGUAGAUUUUUAAAGAGAAAAUUAUGUUGAAAUGAUAUUAAUCGAAGGCAAAGACUUCUUAGGACUAUUAUUGUAAUUCUAGAUCACGGAAGCGUGAUAUGCGGAAAUCAUUUAUGUCAGGAGAGCAACAAGUGUAUACAUGUCAGGCAAUCCAGUUCCUGUUAUUUUUUUACGAUUUGCAUGUUAAUUUUACGGGAUUAGUUUUUUUUUUGGAAAUUCAUGCAUAAAUAAUUAGAAAAUAAACCAAGUUGUUCAUGUUA